AUGUGUCAAGGUCUGAAAGGGGCAAAGGAAUUUGCUAAUGGGUGCUGCUGGUCUGUAGAGAGUUUGCCUGAUGUAAUGCCACGUUCUGUGAAGGUGAAGUCGGAGGCUACGUUAGAGACUGUACAGGAGAUUGCCAUCUAUCUUCAUAGGUUUCACAAUCUUGACCUUUUCAAGCAGGGAUGGUAUCGGAUUAAGAUUACUGUGAGAUGGGAGGACAGUGAAAAUAUAUCUUUCGGUAUUCCAGCUAGUGUUGUUCAAUAUGAAGACGACGUCAUUCCAAAUGCAGGGUAUAAGAAUGGUGUUGGCUGCCCUCUUCUCCUUGCGGUCGUUAGAAUCCUAGAGCUCAUGUUUCUCCCCGUUCCUCCUGAUCUGGAUCCUAGCAGUAUACAUGGUGGAUGGAGGAUCGAUGAUACAGAUAAUAGUUUCUCAACACCAUCUUUUCGGAUAAAAUAUGCUAGGCAGGAUGAUUUACUUGCAACUGCUGUCAUUUUAAAGUUUGAGCUUAUAUACGCUCCCAUGACUGACGAUGGUGCUGACUUGCAAGCUUCUAUGGAUGCUUCCUCUGCUGCUAUCCAUGAAUUCCGAAUUCCUCCUAAAGCUCUUAUAGGAUUGCAUUCGUACUGUCCUGUUCAUUUUGAUGCUUUACAUGCAGUGCUUAUUGAUGUAAGUGUACAUGCCAGUCUACUAAAAGCUGCCUCUCAUUCAUCUGCAUCAAAGUUACCCAGCAACUCUGCCAACACUGAAGUCAUUGCUGAUACGAGCUGCGAGACUUUGAAUAAAGUCUCUGGUGGAGUUGGUUCUCUAGAUAUGAAAAGUGCCAUGCUUGUUAAAGCAUUAUUAGCUGCACGUGAUAUAUUGUUUGAAGAACUACAAAAAAUUAGCAAGGCAGUUAAUGAAGCUUUAGAUUUUACAGAGUUUCUGUCAGUAAUGAGUAAUAUGAAGCAUGAGAAUCAUUUAGCAACAAAUGAUGUUGUAGUACAAGACAAGCCACAAAAUGAUCUUAAGAUUAUAGGGAUUUUACAUGAUGUAUGGGCUAGGAACCGGAAAGCUGAAUGGUCAAUAUGGAUGUUGUAUUCUAAGGUAGAAAUGCCUCAGCAUUAUAUAAGCAAUAAGGGUGAUGAGACUUCCCAGCGUGUACAGAAACGAGUUUCCAGUUUGUGGAAGUUACCUGAUGAUCCUAUUCAGACUGCAGCUACACGCGCCGAACUUCAUCGAAAGAGCAUUGAACAAAUGCAGAUUAACAACCGCUCAAUUCAAGACAUGCAGAUAUUUGGGGAUCCCUUGCGUACACCAAUUGUGAUUGUUGAACAUGUGAUGAGUGUACCCCGGCGUUUUCCAAGUGAAAAUUCAUUACUCAAACAUAUUGGCCAUAUAGAUUCAGAUGGCUUCCCAAUUAGCCUUAACCUGGAUACUAUAGGCAAGAAAUUUGCACCACAAAGUAAUGCUCGUGUGUUGAAGAUUGUUGUCUUUGUGCAUGGGUUUCAGGCAUGUCUUGUGGAUUUUAUUCCAAAACUAUACCUUCAUUGUGAAAAUGGACUAUCCUGGCCUCAGUCAUCAUACCAGGCUAACUAG
Molecule: messenger RNA, 1572 nt
Organism: Sphenostylis stenocarpa
Lineage: Eukaryota; Viridiplantae; Streptophyta; Magnoliopsida; Fabales; Fabaceae
Source: the annotation of a GenBank genome assembly